This is a messenger RNA of Neltuma alba, 2817 nucleotides long. RefSeq names its product beta-1,3-galactosyltransferase GALT1. Gene Ontology annotation, cellular component: Golgi membrane. Lineage: Eukaryota; Viridiplantae; Streptophyta; Magnoliopsida; Fabales; Fabaceae. The transcript is spliced from 9 exons. Gene Ontology annotation, molecular function: UDP-galactose:N-glycan beta-1,3-galactosyltransferase activity; carbohydrate binding. The coding region runs from base 539 to 2461 and encodes 640 amino acids. The record is from RefSeq and is a predicted model, not a curated record.
UGUGCGCCUCAUUUGAUGAGAAGGAGACCUGAAGACUUGACUUCUUAUUCUCGCUUAAAAACAACCUCCCCCCUCGAUUUCUCUCCUUCUCACUUUUCUGCAUUUCCCUUGGAAAUUUUCACCCGCAAGUGCGAGAUUUGAGGAAAUAAGCACACAUUGGAAGUCCGGUUUCCCGUAGCCGCCGUCCCCUUACAAAACGGUCUAACAUAAUAACCUCAUCUAAAAUGAUCUCCGAGUAAUGCUGAAAAUGGAUAUCUCGACUCAGAACAGGCUUACAAUCCCUGGUUAUACAGCAGGCUAGAAGGGGGGCAAAAAAAAAAUCUCACUCUGCUACGGUGAAAAUUUUCCUGAAGAUUUUUCGUAGAGUCUGAUAGGAGUUUACCUUUUACUUCAGACACCAUCAGUUAUUAUUGGCUUCUGACUUCGUUUACUCAGCAUGGAAUAAAAAAUUAGCCAAGGUUCUUGGUUGGUUUCAUGCUAGUCCUGUGUCCUGUUCAAGUGCCAAAUUGAGGUUCAGGGAUAUUGAUUUGCUCAUUUGAUGUUCAAAAUGAAGAAAUGGUAUGGUGGAGUUCUCAUUGCCUCUUUUUUCACGUUGUUCAUGCUACUGGUCCUUAGGUAUGGAUUUAUGAAAAACCCUAUUGGGGAAAGUUAUCAGAAUAUAACUGUCCCUGUUAAUGGUUCUAAUCCUCUUGAAUGGAUAAAUUCAGCAUUUUCUCCAGUCAUUCAAAAUCCAGAGAGUGCUACUCAAGUGAUUUCUGCUGAUAAUUUAGUAUCUAGCCUCUUUUCUAACAGCAACUUCACCAGCGAAGAGCUACGAGCUCUCCAGACGUGGAACCAAUUAAAUCAUUUGCUUGAUUAUACUAAGGGUUUACCUAAUGCAGCAGAAGCUAUCAAGGAAGCUGUGAGUGUAUGGAAUGGUCUUGUAUCCUCCAUUGAAAAAAAGAGAAAACGUGAAGCAAAUGAUGGUCUAAAUGAGAUAAGGAAAGAGAAACAAUGUCCCCACUUUCUAAAUAACAUGAAUUCCGUGGAACUCAAUAAUACUAGUUACAAAUUGCGAGUUCCUUGUGGCCUGACACAGGGUUCUUCGGUCACUGUCAUUGGCAUUCCUAAUGGUCUUCUUGGAAAUUUCCGAAUUGACUUUACUGGAGAAUCACUUCCCGGGGAGCCUGAUCCCCCUGUUAUAUUGCACUAUAACGUCAGGCUUCACGGUGAUAAAGUUACUGAAGAUCCUGUUAUCGUCCAAAACACCUGGACAGUAGCUCAUGACUGGGGAGAAGAGGAGCGUUGUCCAUCCCCUACUCCAGAGAAGAUCACAAAAGUUGAUGAGUUGGAGCAGUGCAAUAGGAUUGUAGGGAAGAACUUAAACCAAUUCUCCAUCCCUAAGGCUUCUAAGAGAUUUUCAGCAACUGAUGAACAAUCAAAAAAUAGAACAUACUUUCCGUUUAAGCAGGGUUAUCCAUUUGUUGCAACUCUUAGAGUGGGCUCAGAGGGAGUCCAGAUGACAGUUGAUGGAAAGCACAUAACAUCAUUCGCAUUCCGUGAAACUUUGGAGCCAUGGCUUGUCAGUGAGAUGAGAAUUUCUGGAGACCUCAAGCUUGUUUCUGUUCUUGCCAGUGGUUUGCCCACAUCGGAGGAUUCAGAGCAUAUCAUUGAUCUAGAAUCAUUGAAGUCAAGACCUUUACCUGUGCAAAGCCCAUUGGAUCUCCUGAUAGGUGUUUUCUCUACAGCUAAUAAUUUCAAGCGCAGGAUGGCUGUUAGGAGAACCUGGAUGCAAUAUGAAGCAGUGCGAUCAACCAAAACUGCUGUACGCUUCUUUGUUGGUUUGCAUAAAAACCAAAUAGUUAAUGAAGAACUUUGGAAAGAAGCAGAGACCUACGGUGACAUACAACUAAUGCCGUUUGUUGACUACUACAGCCUUAUCACGUGGAAAACAUUAGCAAUUUGCAUAUAUGGGACAGAGGUUGUUUCAGCGAAGUUUGUCAUGAAGACUGAUGAUGAUGCAUUUGUUCGUGUGGAUGAAGUGCUAGCUUCAUUAAACAGAAUCAAUGUGACUACUGGGUUGCUCUAUGGACUCAUCAAUUCAGAUUCUCAUCCUCACCGUGAUACAAAUAGCAAAUGGUACAUCAGUUCCGAGGAAUGGCCUGAAGCAUCUUAUCCUCCAUGGGCGCAUGGUCCAGGCUAUGUCGUCUCUCAUGAUAUAGCGAGGACGGUGUACCCGAAGUACCGGGAGGGCCAUUUGAAGAUGUUCAAGCUAGAAGACGUGACGAUGGGUAUCUGGAUAUCACAGAUGAAGAAGGAAGGUGCAGCGAUCCGGUAUGAGAAUGAAGACAGGGUUAAUAACGUGGGUUGCAAGGAUGGUUAUGUGGUUGCACAUUAUCAAGGUCCGAGGGAGAUGCUGUGUCUGUGGCAGAAGCUUCAACAAGGAAAAGGUGCACAGUGUUGCGGUGAUAGAAGAAGAUGAUUCCAACUUGACUUGAUCAGACUACAACGGCGUUCAACAUAAAUAACCCACACUGAAGAACACUGAAAUAGUUAGCCUGUUAAGCUGUCAUUAGAAUUCAGAAAUAGUAUUAGGGCAUAUUUCUAGUCAGAAAUUCUUUGAAGAUUCUAGUGUAAGAUUAGAUUCAUUUGUCCCAUGUAGAUAUAGAGUGAGAGAGAUUCUUGUAUAGAGCCUCACCUGGAAGGAGAUAGGUUUUGUAAGAUGAGUAAAACUACCACAAUUUUCCGGUUAGAUUCUCGACAUUUGGAGUGAUAAGCUUCAAGAUUUUAGUACUUCCUUUCCCGACGUGAAUCACAAGUAUUCUUUUCUACUAUAAA